AUGGACACUCGUGGGCGGAAGUCGAAGAAAGCUGAGGCAAAGUCAUGUACUUCUAACGUGACUCCAAGCGAAAGUUCUGUUCUGCCACCUCAGCAGUGUAAAGCAGUAUCACCAACUGCCUUGCAAGAUUUACAAGUUGCGAAGAUGCUUCUUGAGGCCGAAAGGGAGAAAGUUAAAAGUCUUCAGGAAACAAUAAAACAUCUACAAGCAGACAAGGAAUUCCUAAAGGAUCAGCUUUCUCGAAUGACAGCCUCAUCUUCAAGCCUUUCAAGGUCCUCAAGCAUUUCAGGAUCAUCUACAGGUGCUCCAAAAGGAAAAGGAAAGAAGGCUAUUGGAACAGAGGAAGAGUCAAGUGGAGAGAUAGCGGUUCUGUCUUCAGAAUCUUCAACCAUUGAUGACUCGGAUGAUGAGGAGAUGAAGCCUCCUUCAAAGGGCAAGAAAGCAAGAUCUACAAAGCAAGAUGAUCUGGGGCGCACUCGAACAAAAACGGUUCGUGGAGUAAUACUGCGUUACAAGCGUGCUCUACAAGCCUUUAACCAAGGUGGGUCAAUGAAGAGGGCUUUCCAGAAAGUGGGAGUGGACCGCAAUACCAUCUCCAGGACCUCACCAAUUGCUGAGCUUGCCCUAGCAGCACCUGGUGUCUUUCAGGCUCUCCCCCCAUGGAAUUCUCAAGUCGAGAAAUUGUCCACAUUUGUGGACAGGUGUCGAGAGGCCACAAAUGAUGAAAUCAAGGAAAAAAUCAUACAGAUGAAAGCAUGUGGAGAACUGUUACCUAUGACUCACUGAGGUGUAGUUCAGUAGUAAAAAUGUUGUUCAGUUCAGAAGAAAUUUGUUCUUUUUGAGGGAGCAGAUUUUCCAGAUUUUCUUAAAUUUUUGAAACUUGUUUUGUCAAGUUAAUUUUCUUUAA
This is a messenger RNA of Colossoma macropomum (tambaqui), 907 nucleotides long. Its product is annotated as coiled-coil domain-containing protein 106-like. The coding region runs from base 1 to 786 and encodes 261 amino acids. The record is from RefSeq and is a predicted model, not a curated record. NCBI's taxonomy places the organism in Eukaryota, Metazoa, Chordata, Actinopteri, Characiformes, Serrasalmidae. Gene Ontology annotation, cellular component: nucleoplasm. The transcript is spliced from 6 exons.